GGCUUUGAUUGGACCGUUUACAUGAUUUUAACUCCAUAUCUCUGUGUGUGUGUGUGUGUUUUCUUAAUCUGUGCAGACCACGCUUCUUCGUUGUUCUGCAGCUGGACGCUUUGUCACUGCCUUCGUCCUCCUCCUCCUCUUCCUCGCCCCUCCCCACCCGGGUCCAUCCUUCAAGAAGCAGAACCGCCUGUCGCCGUUGAAACGUGGAGGGAAGGGCACGCGGCGGGACGCUCGCAUCAGGGCGCGCGGCUCCAUUGUUAAUUUGGUGCCGGUUUGUGUCGACAUUAUUUGCUUCAGGGCUGGUUCCGGUCCGGAGGAGCUGCUCUCAUCUUCAAGUGGUGCUGAAGAGCAACGUCGCUCGGUCCAGAAGGGCACUAAAGUGUUACAGGAACUGGCCGGUGUGACGCUCCACACUGAACAUACCAACCUGCGAAGGGGAUGAAGCCGGAUGGAGCUACUAUGGAGACCCCAGAGCUCGGUGAAGCUGCUGCUGUAGCGGAGCGCUCAUCUCAGGAAAACAUAAACGAGGAAGCCCAAAUUCAACCGGAAGCAGCAGCACCUGCAGAGACUCAAAAGGCCAAUGGGAAACCCUUAGCAGUGGAUCCCAAAGUCAAACCAAAAGCAGCUGGAAGUAAAAUCCAACCAACAUCCUGUGCUGGCGCUGCUGGGUCCACCUCACGGCCGGGAACUGCUUCACACCGCACAGAGAGGGAUAUUAAAUCUUCCUCUGCAGGGAGGAAAGCAGCAGCAGCAGGAGGAGUUGCAGCAUCAAAACCCUCUGCUGCAGGAGCUGUGCCUAAAAGACCAGUAGGUGUGCCAGCAGUUUCAUCCACAGCUAAAAACCAAUCGAGAGCUCUUGACAGGAAGCCAGUUGGACCCGUGAAGACUGCUGAUGCAACAGUAACCAAUGGUACCAAACUGAGAGUGCCACCCAAUGGCAUUAGUAGGAAACCAGCAGCUGAGGCUGCUAAUGGAGCCAGACCAAAAACCACAGCUGCUACUAAUAGACCGGUUGCUUCAGCUGCUCCAAAAACAAACGCAUCAACCACAACGAAACCUGUCGCUCCAGCCUCGUCAAGAACAAGGCUUGCUGCAGGUCCCUCAACAUCUCGAGCAACAUCCACCUUUUCGAAGCCGGCUGCUGCAGCAACGACAAAGAUUUCCACCACUGUAACUUCAAGAGUUGCUUCUUCAAGAGCCACUGCAGCGCCAUCUGCUGGCAGGAGUGCAGGAGCACAGCUGAAUAAAAAUCCUGCUAAUAAAGAUAUUAGUCGACCACCUUCUGCUGCAGCUGCCAAGAAACCCCUACCAACAACACCAUCAGCAUCACCUGUGGCCAAAAAGAAGGAAACAUCAAGAACUACAACUACAGUGAAACCAAACUCUGCUCCAACGGCAACCAAGGCAGCCGAACCUAAAGCAUCGCUGGGCAAAGUUAAAUCCGUGGCAAAACCGACCCAAGCGAAGAAACCUGCAGCCACAGUUCGCUUCCCUCCGUCGACCAGACCGCCGCUUGGCCAAACUCCACCCUGUUCUCCAGCAGGCAGACCUUUGACCCCCGCAGCAAAACGCGGAACCAACAAACCAACUCAGAGCGUCUCGCCUUUCGCACAGAAAGCUGCGAAAGUCGCGUUGCCUUUUGCCGAACCGCAGAUUGCAGCUCCUCCAGCGACAGCAGCUGAAUCUGUUCAGGUAGCAGACACCGUAACCGAGGUUACGACAGCGGCUGUAGUUUCUGCUGCCGAGAAGGUCCAAAGAGAUGCAGAACCAGAGGAGGUGGCCCAACUCAUCAACACGACAUCGCCACCAACAUCUCCUCCUUUUCGGGAACAAUCUGAGGACCGUGCCGCGGCGCUUCCUGAGCCAGAGCAGCUCUCUUCCCCAGCCAAGCCUUCAUCACCAACCGUGGCCUCUUCUUCUGCUCGCCUCCCUCAGGAAGCGGAUCAAACCGCCUCUACACCUGCGGUCAACCCAACAGAACCAAGCACCGCUGCACAGACGGAGGCUGCUAUUAUUAAUCUAAAUGAAGAGGAAGAUGAGGAGGAGCGCGAGGGAAGCCAGUUGGUGUCUGUGUCGGAAAUGAGCGGAACCACACAGCCGACCGAAGAGUCCCGUCCCGGGUCAGGCGGGCCGGUCGGCAGGGCCGCCUGGAAAGCCGGAGGCGCCUUGCUCUCGGAAUUGGACUCCGAGGAUGUGAGCGGGAGCCAGCAGGGAGCGUCGGAGCUGAGCGCGCCCGGUGUCCUGGAGGGCACGGAGAGCACGGACGACCUCGGAGACGGCAGCCUCAAAGGAGCCAUCGACAUAGAGUUGGCCUCGGUGGGUUCCCCCGACUUCGAGAAGGUUCCCGACAUUCCCGCCAACGAAGACGAAGAUGAGGACGACAGCGACCGGGUGUGCGACAUGGAAGUGGGCUCGGAGCGGGCCGACGAGCCGCGCAGACCGAGGCAUGACAACGACGUGGACGAAGAUGAGGACGAUGAUGACGUGGAGAUGGCGAGCGAAGGCGUGACUGAGAGUGGACUGGAAAGCUACGGAAACGCGGAUGAGGACGACUUUGCCGAGGAUAACUUGGAUAACUUGAACCGAGUUCUGCAGCCGCUGCCGCCACCACCGGUGCUGCCCUCCGCCCCAGCGGCCCAGUGGGACCAACCCAACCCGUUCGCUUCUCCGUGGGAAGAACCGCCACAAUCACACAUUCCAGGAGAAUCUAAAGCCUCUGCAAACUGCGACGCUUUAGCUCAAUCCGCAGCGCAGACCUGGCUGGACGUCGGAUCUGCACCUUCUGCUCUGGAACGACAAGAUGUCUGCCAUCAUUCAUCGUUGCCAAAUGAACCUCAGAACGUGGAACCGGCGGAUCCAGCCCCGGAAAUGGCCCUACCUGGAGACCAGGGUGACCGGAAGCAGGAAGGGAAGCUCCCAGCUCACGUUUUUGAAACUUCGACGCAUUCCUCACAUCCGGACGGAGACUGCCAGGACGCUCAGGCUGAGAGAGGAGAGCAGGAGGAGGAGGAGGAGGAAGAGGCUGAACCUGAAACUCUGCCUGCCGACGAAGUUCUUGGCGGCCCCUCGACGGCGCCAACGUCCAACCCCUCCUCUUCCUCUGUAACGGAAGAUGAGGCGAGCGACACGGAGGGAGAAGCUCAGCUGGACGAAUCGCUGAAGUGCCCGCCAGUCUCCAACCUGACCUUCGACAUGCAGUCUCCGCUGCCCCAGCGCUGCCUGUCCACCGUGGAAGAGGGAGAGGAGGUGGAAAGUUUCCUCGCCGAUGAAGCCACUCCACCUUCAGCGGCUUCACUGGCGUCCUACAACUUCGACUCCGUAACCACAGCUUCCAACUCCAACGCCCAGUCCACCGGCGAGAGCUGCAUCAAGAGCCCCGGCAUCUUCUCCCUGGAGGAGCUUUCGGAGGAGGCCAAGGAGCCGUGCCUCAACCCGGAGCCUGACGCGCAGCCCUGCGCCGCCGAGUACAUCGAGUGUGGGAAGCAGCAGGAAGCGGAGGCGGCUGAGCGCGUCGAGACGGAACUGCCUGGAUCUGAAGACGCCACAGCAAAGCCGGAGGAAAUCGCAGAAGACAUCCAGCCCCCGUACUAUUCGACUAUCUGUGAAAAGACUGAGGACUCUUUUGCAGGCUUUGCGACGAUCCCACACCCUCACCGCCGCGAUCACUCGUCCUACCCCAGAACGUUCUGCGACCUUGUCAAACCCGUCCUCAGCGCCGCCGCUUCGCCCAAGCUGACCUGCACCGACCUGCCGCCCCGGAGCCUCGGGCAGCAGGCGCUGAGCCCGCAGCUCCGCAGGCUGGAGCAGCACCAGAGGCAGCUGCUGGAGCUGCAGCAGCGCCGGGCGCAGCAGAGCCGGCCGCUGGAGGAGGCCGAGCAGGAGAGGAAGAGGAGGGUGGAGGAGGAGCAGAGGAAGAAGAAAGACGAGGCAGAAGAAGAAAUAAAGAGGAAUAAGACUGCACUGCUGUCCCCUUCGUCUGGACUGUGCACCAUAUAUGAAGCUUUGGAGAGCAGCGAAGACGAAGAAACGCCGGAGCAGAACCCGGAUCCAGACCCGACCCAACCUGAACCGGAUCCACACCAACAGAUGUCUCCCAGCUGCGACUCUGACCGACCGUCUCCGGAGCGACCGCCGCCCCUCGAUUUGGACUGGGGGAAGAAGGUGGACAUUGUCCAGCAGCUGAUCAACCAGACGCUGCUGCUCAACGGGGACGGGUGCUCCUCCCUGCUGCUGCUGCCUGGAGGGGCGGGGGGCACCCUGAGCCCCCUGGAGAGCAGCCUCUGGCCCAGUCUGCUGCCCCCGCUCACCCCUCAGUCCGCCACCGUCACCUCCGUCAGCAGCUUCUCCCCUGAGGCCACUGGCAGCUCGCCGCAGGGCGAGUGGACGGUGGUGGAGCUGGAGACGCAUCACUGA
Molecule: messenger RNA, 4413 nt
Organism: Xiphophorus hellerii (green swordtail)
Lineage: Eukaryota; Metazoa; Chordata; Actinopteri; Cyprinodontiformes; Poeciliidae
Gene: prr36a
Product: proline rich 36a
Exons: 8
Coding region: 439-4413 (1324 amino acids)
Source: RefSeq, a predicted model, not a curated record